AUGGAUCAAUGGUUCAGUCAGAAAGCCAACGCCGGUGAGAAGGCCUUCCAAGAAAGCACCAAAAUUCUCUCAGACUAUCUCUCCAGCACCACAGACACCCCACCCGCAACGACUGCAUCAGCAAUCGUGACCUCUGUCAACGCCUCAUCAAAACCCGCAGAUACCGGCUUCGAAGUCACAAAUCUACUCCUAGACACAGUCGCACAAUUCUCCACCUCACACGACCCUAUUAUCGCCCUCCUUCCCGCCAUCCGCGCCAUACCCCCCACCCCAAACCCAGUCUACUACCACCUCGAAUCCAUGCACCGGGAAAACUAUGACGGCAUAUCCGGACUGCGAUAUCUCUGGAAACCGGAAGAUAAGCAAGCGACCACUACGCCGGGUGACAGAUGGGUUAAUUAUAAUGUCUUCACUGCCAAAUUGGCCACCUCUGGAUACAACGACGGGUAUUUCAUGUUCGGCUUCUUUUGCCUACGCGAGACGCUCGAGACGAGCCAGCAAUCAAGAGAGGCGGAAUUCGAGAAACACAUCCGCCCUACUUUCCUCGAGCGUUCCGCGAUUGAUGCCAAUGAACUUCUCAACUACGACCUCACAGCCGCAGCUCAAUGGGUCAUCAUAGGCGGACGCGAUAUGUAUCGCUUGGGCAACUCAAUCUUUGGCGAAGGUUUGCAGAGAGGGAUAGCGGUGCACACGGACCUUUGGGAUGGAAACCCGGGUUUUUCGUUGGGAAGAUGGAGGUGUUGGUGGGGGGGAUUCAAGUGGUUUGCGGAACAAUCGCACGUAAAGGAGGAGGUGAGGGUGUUGUGUAGAGAGGCGAUUGACGCGAUUGCGGAUGCUAUCUUUGCGAAGGUGGAUUGA
Molecule: messenger RNA, 858 nt
Organism: Alternaria viburni
Lineage: Eukaryota; Fungi; Ascomycota; Dothideomycetes; Pleosporales; Pleosporaceae
Exons: 1
Coding region: 1-858 (285 amino acids)
Source: RefSeq, a predicted model, not a curated record